Molecule: messenger RNA, 1340 nt
Organism: Cannabis sativa
Lineage: Eukaryota; Viridiplantae; Streptophyta; Magnoliopsida; Rosales; Cannabaceae
Exons: 9
Coding region: 284-1108 (274 amino acids)
Biological process (GO): lipid homeostasis
Cellular component (GO): endoplasmic reticulum; membrane
Source: RefSeq, a predicted model, not a curated record
GUUUCCUUUUUUCCACAAUCUUCCUGGUCCAGCUCAAUCGUACCAUUACUAUUUACUAUAAAUACUGGCCCUGAAUUAUUCUUCUUCUUCUUCUUGAAAAAUAAAAUUAAAAUUAAAAUUAUUGUUAUCGAAGUCUGCUUCUUAUUCUUUGAUCUUCGUUUUACUGGGUUCUGCCUCCUCUGCUACUACCUCACCCUCAGAUUCGAGAAUUUGAAGACAAGCGAUUGAAUAUCUUCGCGGGAAUCUGGUGAAUUUUGGUUCUGAAAUUUACAAGAGUUGCGGGAUGGUUGGAUUUUCGUUACCGUUUGGAAUUGCAUCCGUUGCUGGAUAUGAAACUUCCAGCAGAGAAUUUCAAUACCUUGCUUCGGUGUUAUCGGGCAUUGUUCUAUGCGCCAUUGUUUAUUGGUUAACUGGUGCUAUAAGCUCUCUUUGUUUCAAGUCAUAUAGAAAUUUAAGUGGAGCACAAAAACUUGAAUGGAACAACAGGGGGUUCUCCACUGUUCAUGCUAUUGUUGUAGCAUUUGCAUCAUUCUACCUCCUGGUGUUAUCAGAUUUGUUUCGUGAGGAUUCCGUUGAUGGACUAAUUAUUGAUAGAAACUCUACUUUAUCAAAUACAGUUUUGGGGGUCUCUAUCGGUUAUUUUCUUACAGACUUGGCUAUGAUUUUCUGGCUCUAUCCAGCUUUAGGUGGUUUCGAGUAUGUUAUACACCAUGGGCUAUCCAUGUUUUCAAUCAUUCUCGCCCUUUUAAGUGGUCAAGCACAGAUUUACAUACUAAUGGUUCUCUUUUCCGAAAGCACCACUCCUUUUGUGAACUUAAGAUGGUACUUGGACAUUGCUGGUCAGAAGAACUCCAGUCUUUACAUUUGCAAUGGCAUUGCUUUGUUCGUGGGGUGGUUGGUUGCAAGGGUUAUUUUAUUUAUAUACUUUUUCACCCACAUGUUUCUCCAUUUUGAAGAGGUGAAGACAGUUUUUCCAUUGGGCUUCUACAGCUUGCUCUCAGUGCCUCCUGUGUUAGGAAUCAUGAAUCUGUUUUGGUUUUGGAAAAUAUCCAAAGGUUUGGUCAAAACUCUUACUAAGACAAGGCAAGGUAGUAAGAAGACUAAGUGAUGCAACCAUACAUUCAAAGUGGGUAUUUGACUUGCCAAAUGUACAUUUAUUUGUAUGUUUUCUCUUGAGCCUUUUGUUCUUUGUUGAAGAAUAACUUCAUAUUGUAUGAAAGGUGAAUAGAACCAAAUUUUUGAUUUGCUUGAUAAAAAAUUACAUUUGAAAGUGUUUAUAAGAUUAGUGACCACUUCAUUUUUGUGAUAGCUAAUGUAUAAAAGCUUCCUUUUUGAGACCC